AUGUCGAGCCAGCAGAUCAUAUCGAGAAUGUUAAGGCCAAGAUUCAGGCCAGGGAAGGCAUUCCACCAGAUCAGUAGCGUCUCAUCUUUGCCAGCAAACAGCUUGAAGAUGGCAACACACUUCAAGACUAUUGCAUCCAGAGGGAGUCAACGCUCCAUCUCCUUCUCCGUCGUCGUGGUGGUUUCUAAGUUCAAUUUUCGAACAUGUAAAUAA
Molecule: messenger RNA, 213 nt
Organism: Trichomonas vaginalis G3
Lineage: Eukaryota; Parabasalia; Trichomonadida; Trichomonadidae
Exons: 1
Coding region: 1-213 (70 amino acids)
Source: RefSeq, a predicted model, not a curated record